AUGGAGAUUGGCUUGGUGGCUCAUUCCGCGGCGUUGUGUGUCUCGUGUCUCACCGUAUGUAUGUUGGAAAUACCUUCUAUCGUGGCCCGGUAUGUAUAUUAAGAACUUUUAUUUUGAAUGUCAAGUCACGUGAUCUUUGUAAACUAUGAAUGCGAUUGAUUAUUUCAAAUUCGACUAUGAGGACUGGACUAGGUUUCAAGUCCGCGCAAUGGACCUAUUCCCUAAUGAACAAAUUUUUGAUCUAGACAAGUCUAGACAAAAAUUUCAUCACAGCUUGAAAGAGCAUCACAAAAUUAGUAAUAUUCCGAAGUUUCGUUGCGAAAUGUUGUAAAAUGCGGAUAAUAUAGCCCUGCGAAGUUUGCCGUUUUUGAGUCAUUUUGUAUUACGCACGGGAAAUUGAUGCCUUUUUUCACUAAUCGGUAUCAAUUUCGCGUUUGUAAUACAAAAUAACUGAAAAACGGCAAACUUCGCAGGGCUAUAUUAUCCGCAUUUUACAACAUUUCGCAACGAAACUUGUGAUGUGUGAUGAAAUUUUUGCUUAGACUUGUUUAGAUCAAAAUGUUGUUCUAUAACAAACGUACUUGCAGGGAGGUGAGUCCGGGAUUGGACGCACCGAGGGUGGCUGGAAGUUUCCCGAACUUACCGAGCGAAGCGAGGUGAGUUCGGGAAACUUCCAGCCACCCGAGGUGCGUCCAAUCCCGGACUCACCGAACCUGCAAGUACGUUUGGUUUUUAUCCCAUACACCGAGCCAUACACAGAUUUGUAGGUCUUCGCGAUAUAUUCGUCGAUGUUUUGUCAACAUUUUCCCGGCCAAAAAAAUCACUGGGCAAGAAAAUACUUCUUUAUCUACGUCUACAUUACCUUUACUGCAUUUUUUCUUUGGUUUUUCUUCAGUCUCAGUAUGUUAGUCACCGAAAAAAGUUCUUUAAAUUUAGGUUUAUCGGCUAAAUCUUGUCCGCCAUAUUUGUUAUUGUUAUUGCAACGUAAGCAGUUUAGCGGGUGAGUUCGGGCGAAAAGCAGGUGAGUUCGGCAAAAAGCAGGUGAGCUCGACGACAAGCUCACCUGCUCUAAACCAAUCAGAAAGCCGCUUUUAACACAGGUAUGGGAUAAAUUAGGGAAUAGGUCCAUUUGAUCACGUCCGAGGCGAAGCCAACAUCUAGUCCAGUCCAGAUGACAUCUCGUACGAAUAAAUCACUACUUAAAGUGAGGUGAAUUUUGAUCCAGUCCAAGGACUGAAUUAAUUUUGAUCCAGUUCUAAGACUGGUAUCACCAACUGGUUCCUAUAUCUAAAGACUGCCUGGUAAAGAUUGUCUGGCGUUAAUUUUGUUACUUAUUUUCUGUUUCUAGAUUGCUUCCGACAUACUUAGAAAAGUUUGCUAAACUUUCACCGACGCCCCAAGUUGCUAUACCUUUGUUAGAGUUCCUCUCAG
Messenger RNA from Paramuricea clavata, 1431 nucleotides. The record is from the annotation of a GenBank genome assembly. NCBI's taxonomy places the organism in Eukaryota, Metazoa, Cnidaria, Anthozoa, Malacalcyonacea, Plexauridae.